Messenger RNA from Osmia lignaria (orchard mason bee), 3207 nucleotides. RefSeq names its product fas-binding factor 1 twitchy (gene twy). Lineage: Eukaryota; Metazoa; Arthropoda; Insecta; Hymenoptera; Megachilidae. Gene Ontology annotation, biological process: cilium assembly; establishment of epithelial cell polarity. The record is from RefSeq and is a predicted model, not a curated record. Gene Ontology annotation, cellular component: ciliary transition fiber; centriole; ciliary basal body.
UAUGCUAGUUAUUCAUUUAUUGUUAUGUACUGUAUUUAAUUCCAUGGAUAGUUGCCAUGGAAACUGUUUACUAAUACCCAAACAAUUCAAAUAAAAUACAAUUAAACAAAAUCGAAUUCUUCUAGUUGUUGGUAGCAAUGUUUAUAUUUUUAAUUUUAUAAUAAAGAUAUUUAAAACAAUUUUCACACAAUUAUAGACAUUCGAUUUGUAUGUACUUACUUAUAUAAAGAUGAUUGAUCUUACUGGAACUUCAAAUUUAGAAAUAAUUACAAAAACAUUAGAAGAUAUGGAUAGCUUAAACAUAGAAUUAUUUAAUGAAUCAUUUAAAAAAUCAGAAUCUACUGCAAGUACUGUUAAAGAUUGUCAUAUGCAGAUGAAUGGGGAAACGAAAAAGAAAGUUAUAUUUAAAGAUUCUAUCAAAGAUAACUUCUUAUUUGAUUUGCCAUCUGAUGAAGAAACUUCUACUAAAGAGGAGAGAUUAUUUUCAUCUGAUAGUAAAAGUAACAUGGCAGAAGAUUUGUUUAAAAUCAAAACACCAAUUAUACCUACAACAAGUAUUAAAUUAAACAAUGAAUUGGAAUCAAAAUUUAAUUUUGAGCAAGAAGAUAAUCAGUUAUUUUCACAGAGACAAAACAGUUACUCUGUUUCUAAGGAUAUUUUUAGUACAUUGCAAAAUGAAUUAACUACAGAAAAAAAAACUGAACAGUUAAAAAAAAUAGCUAAAAGAGAUGAAGAUAUUUUAACAAAUUUAAUUGAUAAGUCAGAUACAAUAGACAAUAAAUCAAGAAGGCUAUCAUUAAAAGAUAACAUAUCUGGAAAUAAACUUCAUUCAUCAAUAGUUCUGGAUUCUGUUAAUCCUAAGUAUAUUAAAAAAAUGGAAUCGGACACUAUGGUACAAUCUAUGAGUACUUUACCAGACACAAGAUCUCAAUCCAUUAGCAAAUCAACUAAAAUUUCUACUAAAGAAUCUCAAAGUGGUAAAAGGAAUAUAGAACUUAUAAAUGAUCCUCUAGGUUUAUUAUCCACUAGUUUGUUACCAGAACAAAGUCUUCAACUGAUGAUAAAUGAAAAUGUGCAAAGCAAAGAUUUAAAAUUACAAAGUACUAAAACAGAAGAAAAUUUGCCAGAAUGGUUGGGUGGUUCAACAAAAUUAGAAGAUAGAAAAUCAGAAAAAAAGCUGAAAGAAACAGAUGAAAUAUCUACAUCUAAGCAAAACAUUGAAACUUCUAUAAACAGUGCAACAGAUUUAAAGAUAUCUGAUGCAAGUGAUUCAAAAGCUGCAUCUGUUCAUUCAAAACAUCUUUCAAUGUUGUUUGGUACACAAUUUAAUCAACAAACUGCACUUAUUAAUAUGCAGCAACCAGAACAUGACCUAAAAACUGCAACAGUGAUUUCGCAACAGAACAAAGAAUUAAAUAACGUAUCAAAUGCUCAGUAUACUAUACUCCAUAAUCAAGAAGAACAAUUUAAUACUUUAUUAAAAUUGCAAUUUGAAAGGCAAGCUUCAUUAGAAAAACAAAUAAAAAUGCAACAAGAACGUAUUGAUCAAUAUAUUCAAGUAUUGAUGACACAGCUUAUUUCUACAUCAAGUACAACAUCAGUUUAUGCAAGUUGUACAUCAGAGUCAAAUCGUAGAGAAAAAGAAUUUACAAAUGAAAUAAAAGAAAUGGAAAAGAUAAUAAAAAAGUUACAAGUGGAAAAAUCAAAAUUAGAAGUUUUGUUGUCCACUGUAAAUGAAAGACACAAGGAUGAAAUAACAUUUCAAACAGAAUUCUAUCAGAGACAAAUUUCAUUUGUAAAAGAAGCAAUGAUGAAAUCAGAAGAGAGGACUAGGCAGGAAAUAGAAUGUUUGGAAACAGACUACAUGACAAAAUUAGAAAAAUUGAAGGACGAAAAGGAACAAAUAGAAAAUCAAUACAAAGAAGAAAUUCAUAAUUUAAAGAAUGAUCAUGCUCAACAAAUAAAAGAAUUAUCUAACUUACACUCUGUAAAUAUAAAACUUUUGCAAAAGGAAUAUUUCAAUAUAAUAGAAAGCAUAUCUAAAGCUAAACAAAUAGAAGAUCAAAUGAUAGAAACGAUGACAAAUCGAAAAACUGACAUAGAAGAUAUAUUACAGAAAGCUAAUAGCAUUAUCGGAACUAUAUUAGAAAACAAGGAAAAAUUAGAAAUCAAACACAAUCAAAUAAUUGAGUUUCGAGAGAAUACUUUGAAAAUUCUUGAAGAUCAUAUAAAAGCUCAAAAGCUUGAGUUAAAAAAUCAAAAUGAUAUUUUGCAAGAAUACCUUAAUAAAUUUAUUGAAACAACAGAGCAGUUCAGCACACGCAUUGUACAAUUUAUAACUGAACUUCAAAAACAAAACAUGUUAAGUACUCAACUACAAGAAAUGUUUAACAAAAAAUCAGCUAGUCUUUUACAUGAAAGAGAAUUAUUUGGAGAAAGAGUAAAGUGGGAAGAAAAUUAUUUACAGACAUUAAAAGAAACUUGGGUGAAGGAACAAGAGAAACAACUGCAAUUACUCGCACAAGAAAAAGAAAUAGUUGCAACAAAAAAAGCACAAUUAGAAGUAUUAAGUAAGCUCAAAAGUAGCAAUCAUAAAUUUGCCAAAAUAGAGUUAGAAGCUGCUAUUAAAACUGCACAAGAAGCAACUAUUUAUGCUAACAAAGAAAAAUUAAAAUGGCAAAAAAAAAUUAAUGAAUUUAAUAUCGGUAAACAAUUUUUACAAGAUAAAGAAAAUCAACUUAUUUUACGUGCUAAAGAACUACAAAAUCUAACACAGUUAGUUUUAACUAAAAAAAAUGAAGGAUUAAAAGCUUUGGAAGAAGCGAGAUAUUUAGAAAACCAAAAUAAGGAAAAAUUUAACCAGUUACAAAUUCAAUUUGAAGAAUUAAUGGAAAGAGAAAAAGAAACUGCUACCGAGAAAUACAACGUAGCGAAAGAUAGACUGGUAUCAUUGGCCUUCGAGCAGGGGAAAUCGGAAAGAGAUACAGAUGCCCUGUAUUAUUUUCAAAAUGAGGUAUUAUCGUUCUCAGAUGUGCAGUCACAGUUUCAAAUUACUUCAGAAAUAAUGAAUAUAGAUCCAAACUUAACUAUGUUAACAUUAAAUAUCAAUGAUGAGAUUGACUCCAUUAAUAAUUACACACAAAUGUUUGAUGAUUAAUAAUUUUCUAUGUUAAUAGCAAGUAAAUACAAAUAGAAAAGGUUCUGAUU